This is a messenger RNA of Acanthosepion pharaonis, 750 nucleotides long. The record is from the annotation of a GenBank genome assembly. Lineage: Eukaryota; Metazoa; Mollusca; Cephalopoda; Sepiida; Sepiidae.
AUGUAUGUAUGUAUGUAUGAAUUAUCUAUCUAUCUAUCAAAUUAUGUUCGCCUCGAUAUUUUUCUUUCAUUCUUUCUUUCUUUCUUUCUUACUUUCUUUCUAUCUACUAACUCUCUCAUUUUAUUCGCAUCUAUUUUUUCAUUCUUUCGUUCUUUCUUUCUUUCUUUUUCAAUUCUAUCUAUGUAUCUCUAUCUAUCACAGUUUGUUCAUAGUCUUCCACCUGUACAUUCCUCUGUUCAUCAAAAUUUUCACUUUCUUUCUUUUUCACUAUCUAUCUAUCUAUCUAUCUAUCUAUCUAUCUAUCACUUUCAUUCUUUUUCAAUCAUUUAUCUAUUUCUUUUUCACUAUCUAUCUAUCUAUCUAUCUAUCUAUCACUUUCAUUUUUUUUCAAUCAUUUAUCUAUUUCUUUUUCACUAUCUAUCUAUCUAUCUAUCUAUCUAUCUAUCUAUCUAUCUAUCUAUCACUUUCAUUUUUUUUCAAUCAUUUAUCUAUUUAUUUUUUACUAUCUAUCUAUCUAUCUAUCUAUCUAUCUAUCACUUUCAUUUUUUUUUCAAUCAUUUAUCUAUUUCUUUUUCACUAUCUAUCUAUCUAUCUAUCUAUCUAUCUAUCUAUCUAUCUAUCACUUUCAUUUUUUUUCAAUCAUUUAUCUAUUUCUUUUUCACUAUCUAUCUAUCUAUCUAUCUAUGUAUGCUUUUCAUCCUUUCUUGUUCACUUUCUCACUUUCCCAUUUAUUUUUUUCUUUUAUUUUAG